UCUAAACAAACAAAAAGAAAAGAAAAAUGGCGUCGACAAGCAAGCAAAAACGGCUAGCAGCAAGCAUACUCAAGUGCGGGAGGCGAAGAGUGUGGCUUGACCCGAGCGAGACUACUGAUAUUUCCUUGGCUAAUUCGAGGAUGGACGUGAGAAGGUUAAUAAAAGACAGCCUAGUCAUAAAGAAACCGAUGAAAAUCCAGUCGAGGUCGCGCACAAGAGAAGCAAAGGAGGCGAAGAGGAGAGGGAGACGCUCGGGGCUCGGGAAGAGGAAGGGCACGAAAGAGGCAAGGGAGCCGUCGAAGCUGCUGUGGAUGAGGAAGACGAGGGUCCUGCGGCGGCUGCUCUUCAAGUACCGGGACCUCGGUAAGACAGACAAGCAGCUCCACCAUGAGCUGUACUUGAAGGUGAAGGGGAAUGCUUUCAAGAACAAGAGGGUUCUCAUGGAGAGCAUUCAUAAGAGGAAGAAGAUGGAGAAGGAGGGAGAAAGGUUUUCUGUGACGGUUGAUCAGUUCCUUGGCAUUAAUAAGAUGAAAGGAGGAGAUGAUAGAAAACGUAUUGUUAAUUGGGGUGAAAGAGUUGUGUUAGGAAGAAAUUUAAAUCUUCCAUGUAAUGUGUAAUGUAAAUUGUUUCGUAUCGAUGUAACCGAAAAAAAUAAUAAUAUUUGUAUCGAA
Molecule: messenger RNA, 671 nt
Organism: Punica granatum (pomegranate)
Lineage: Eukaryota; Viridiplantae; Streptophyta; Magnoliopsida; Myrtales; Lythraceae
Source: RefSeq, a predicted model, not a curated record